AGAAUUAUAUACGUAGCUUUUCUCGCUCAUAUUAUGAAGCCCGGCAUAAAUCUGCGCAGAAUUUCGCACAGCUGAAUCACUCGAACACUCCCGGCUAUGUAACGCUGUAGGUGAUUACGUGCUUAAAAGUAUCUCUUAUAUUUCUUCUUUUAAUCGCUUUGUUCUGCGAAGGAUUCAUGCAAGGCUAUAUUGACUGUCACUGUCAUAUCUCUGCAGGAGAUUUUGAUGGUGACAUUGACAGUGUUGUUGAGCAAUCAAAAAAGGCUGGAGUUCUGGCUCUUGUUGCAGUAGCAGAGCAUGCUGGGGAGUUUGAGAAAGUUAUCCAGCUUUCACAGAGGUUUCCUAGAUUUAUUUUUCCUUGCCUUGGAGUUCACCCUGUUCAAGGAGAUCCAGCACAACCCAGAGGGGCAUUACCAGAGGAUUUAGAUUCUGCAUUACCCUUAAUUGAAAAAUAUAAAGAGCACAUUGUGGCCAUUGGUGAGGUUGGCCUUGAUUUCACACCACGGAUAGUCAAUACUGAGGCAGGGAAAGAACUACAGAGACAAGUACUCAUUCGUCAAGUAGAGAUUGCAAAGCAACUAAAUCUACCUGUAAAUGUCCACUCAAGAUCUGCUGGAAGACCAACCAUCCACCUCUUAAAGGAGCUAGGUGUAGAAAACGCUCUUCUUCAUGCAUUUGAUGGAAAACCCUCAGUUGCAAUGGAAGGUGUACGUGCAGGCUACUUCUUUUCUAUACCACCAUCAGUUGUAAGAAGUGAACAGAAGCAGAAACUUGUGAAACAGUUGCCACUAGAAAACAUAUGUCUGGAGACGGAUUCACCAGCUCUUGGACCUGAAAAGCAGGUAAGGAAUGAACCAAAGAAUAUCACCAUUAGUGCAGACUAUAUUGCCAAAACCAAAGGCAUCCCUGUGGAAAAGGUCAUCGAAGUCACCACACUCAAUGCUCUUCGUCUUUUCCCCAAGCUGAAGACAUUUAUCAGUCAUUUAUGACCGUGAUGACAAGGACUCUACAAAUAAUCAAGAUUAAUUUAAUACAGUGCACUCUGUAUGGAAAUCAACAGUGACACAAUGUUUUGUUGUUUUGGCUUUCAGUGCAAUUUUAACUGAAACAUUAUCUAAGAAGUUAAAUGGUAGGGUGCUGGAUUUAAUGUACUGUCCCACAGCCUGGAAAGCUAAUCAUAACCUUAGGUGAUUUUUUUUUUUUUUCAGGUGAAAUAAAAUACACUGCCAUGCAAAAGCUAAACAAAAUAAUGCAUUCAGACUGCAAUUGGGUUGUGUUAAAUAAAUAAUGAUUGAUUUGUGCACAGACAGUGGGAGAAUAAAAACUAAUAUAAGUUGUGUAGCAUCUGGUUUAAACAAAAAUAAGACCUAGUGUUAUUGUAAAUAUAAUUCAUUAGAAAUAAAACAAUAAAAAAAGAGAAAAAACAUGGAUACACCAGAAUUAUGUGAACGUGCUACAUGUUUUGUUUUUUUUCGCUUAUGUACUCCAGAC
Hemibagrus wyckioides is the source of this 1491-nucleotide messenger RNA. It is a transcript of the gene tatdn3l, whose product is annotated as putative deoxyribonuclease TATDN3. The coding region runs from base 177 to 989 and encodes 270 amino acids. Gene Ontology annotation, molecular function: hydrolase activity, acting on ester bonds. Lineage: Eukaryota; Metazoa; Chordata; Actinopteri; Siluriformes; Bagridae. The transcript has 10 exons. The record is from RefSeq and is a predicted model, not a curated record.